CAGUCGCCGACGAGAUUCAAGGGGCUUCUGCACGACUAGCUACGAGCCAGACGCUCGCCAACAGCUGCUGAGAACCGCAGUACUGUAGCAUCGUCCGUCAUGGGCUUUUUCAUCCCUGCCUCGCGAAGGCAGAAUCUGGCAAAGUAUGCCUACUCUGGGACAGAUAAAUCGCUGCUCUCGAGGUACCUGCUAACGCCAUACUGGAACUGGCUCGUCACGCUUUUCCCAAUGUCAUUCGCUCCAAAUUUGAUCACAUUGCUCGGCCUCGCGUUCGUUGGCGUCAACUUUGUCACGCUCCUCUACUUUGAGCCGACGCUGCAAUGUGUCGCCAAGCCAGUUCACAAGAGCUUGGGCGGCUCAUGGGACCCACUCUUUGCACCCUCGAAAGAGUCUUACGCGCAUGCCGGCCUGCGAUGGGUCUCGUCCAAGCUUGGCUUCAUCAAGUCUGUACCGGAAGAGGCUCUCCUGCAGCCAUGUCCAGGCAGCUGGAUGUACUUUUCGUUUGCGAUAGGUCUGUUCAUCUAUCAGUCUCUCGACGCGAUAGACGGCAAGCAAGCGCGAAGAACGGGCACGAGCUCUCCACUAGGCGAAAUGUUUGAUCAUGGUUGUGAUGCCAUCAACACCACUCUCGAAGUCAUCUUGACUGCCUCUGCGCUGAAUCUAGGGCAAGGCUGGUGGACAGUGGCUUCACAAGUCGCAACGCUGGCCAAUUUCUAUCUCACGACCUGGGAAGAAUACAAUACCUCUGUACUCUUCCUGAGCGCCUUCUCUGGCCCGGUCGAGGGCAUCCUCAUGAUUUGUGUGAUCUUUACCAUCACAGGCUUCAAAGGCCCGCAAUUCUGGGAUCAAGGCGUCUUGACGGUCACUGGGUUGAAGGACGUGCCGCAAGUCGCCAAGCUAGGCAUCAAGGACCUUCCCCUCAACGACGCCUUUCUUGUCUUUGGCCUUGCCGGCUUGCUCUUUAACAUUAUCUCGAGCUAUGCCAAUGUCGUGUCUGCUCGCAGAAAGGCAGGCAAGUCGACUUUGACACCUUUGUUCGGCCUCUUGCCCUUUGCCGUCACGGCUACACUCAAUGUGUUAUGGCUGCGAGGCACACCAGCCAUCCUACGCGAACAUCUCAUCACAUUCUGCGCAUACUGGGGCAUCAGCUUUGCUUACCAGGUCGGCCUACUCAUCGUCGCUCACGUCACCAAGGGGCCGUUCCCGUACUACAACAUGCUCAUGAUCGUAUCUGCGCUGGGUGCACUCGAUUCGGUGAUGGAAAUCCAGCCAUCGAAGCAGCUGCUGGGCAAUGAUGGCCCGCUUGCGCUUGUCUACGUCGCGCUCGGCCUCGCUCUCGCAUUGUAUGCCUUCUUCGUGCUCGAUGUCAUCUAUGACGUGUGCGAUUUCUUCGAUAUCAAUUGUCUGACGAUCAAACGGAAAGAACCGAAAGGAAAGGAAGCUGUCAAGUCGGCUAAAGGGGGAAAGAAGCAGUAGAACUAUUGCGCAAGAUAGAUCUAUACCCGUUCGCAGUGAUACAAGCAACAUGCAUUUGGGGUCUGUCUCUCGUGCAAGGCCUCGUGAUCGUGAU
Molecule: messenger RNA, 1570 nt
Organism: Mixia osmundae IAM 14324
Lineage: Eukaryota; Fungi; Basidiomycota; Mixiomycetes; Mixiales; Mixiaceae
Exons: 10
Coding region: 100-1476 (458 amino acids)
Biological process (GO): phospholipid biosynthetic process
Cellular component (GO): membrane
Molecular function (GO): phosphotransferase activity, for other substituted phosphate groups
Source: RefSeq, a predicted model, not a curated record